CAACCUAAUGCAAGAUAACAGCUGAAAACCAAAACAUAUCCUCAAUACUUAAGCACGAUAUAAAAGCGAGACUAAUUUAAUAAUAAAUCAAUAGUCAAUUGUGAGGACAAGUGAAAGAGAGUAAAAAUGAAAUUCGCCGUAUUUGCUUUAAUUGUUGGUUUGUGCGUGGUGGCAGUUACUGCCAAUGCUUCUGGAGAUUUUGGUUUGGAAUAUGAAAAUGUUCAAGACUAUGAAUAUGUUGCUCAGGAGUUAGCUGAAGAAAUUAUGGAAAUUGAACCCCAAGGUCUAUUCUCUGGCAUGUACUUUGUGUUAAAGAAAGUUCUAAGGACUCUCAAGGGUCUCAAUUGCACCAUUAAGGAAGUUAUCGUUAUACGUGGAGCUGCCAUCAAAUUUGUCGAUGAUGUUAAAGCUUGUGGUGGUGAAGUAUCCGCAAAGGUACAAAAUCUUAUUAAUGCCUGUAAUGACAUUAUCGAAACCUGCAAAGAUAUUUUGGGUAUUAACGAAUCGGUUUGUGGUAACACUGUCGACGAAGAUGAGGCUUUAUCACGCACUUGGAAUGUUGUUUCUGGUGCCCAAAAUGCUCAUAAAUGUUAUGUUAAGAUGUUCCGUAAACUUCAAACUUUGAAUAAACAAAUUAAACGUGCUGUUAAAUUGAUUAACCAAAUCAAGAAAGUUCCCGGUGAUACCAGCAAAUGUGUAUUGAAUGCUGUUGAUACUUUAGAAGGCUAUUUCAUUGCAUUCCCAUCUAAUAUUAAGACUUGCUCUAAAUUGGUUAAUAAUAAGAAUUAAACAAUUGAGAUUUUGUUAUCAGGGAUACAAUUUAUUUUGAAUGUAAUUAAAGUAUUUCAUGUAAAUUAAUAAUAAAUAAAAAGUAAAGCAAUUAA
Molecule: messenger RNA, 884 nt
Organism: Lucilia cuprina (Australian sheep blowfly)
Lineage: Eukaryota; Metazoa; Arthropoda; Insecta; Diptera; Calliphoridae
Exons: 2
Coding region: 127-789 (220 amino acids)
Source: RefSeq, a predicted model, not a curated record